Messenger RNA from Vicia villosa (hairy vetch), 2131 nucleotides. RefSeq names its product protein PIGMENT DEFECTIVE 338, chloroplastic-like. Lineage: Eukaryota; Viridiplantae; Streptophyta; Magnoliopsida; Fabales; Fabaceae. The transcript is spliced from 8 exons. Gene Ontology annotation, biological process: RNA stabilization. The record is from RefSeq and is a predicted model, not a curated record. Gene Ontology annotation, molecular function: RNA binding. Bases 116 to 1708 code for a protein of 530 amino acids.
GAAAAGAAAGGUUGAGAAAAGAGAAAUGAACCCUCAAAAGGAUAAAACAAAACAAAACCAAUGUUGUAUGCUUGAGAACCAAAGGUAAUGCUUUGUUCAGCUUCACCAUACCAAGAUGCCAUUUUUUCUUCUUCAACCUUGUAAGUCUUCCUUAUUCUUCACCUGCAACUCCUUCAUUUUCAGCAAGAAGCCUCUAACAAACUCAAACAAACUAGUUUCUCUAACACCCCACAAAUUUUGUUAUUUUCCCAAUAUUGUUCUUUCCACUCCUCAUGGUUCAAUGGUUACGAAGAAAGUUUCGAUUUUUAGUGGUGCCCACUUCAAGUUUUGCUCUAGGAAUGCUGGGUUUGAUGGGGUUUCCAGUGAUGUAUCUCGAGAAGCCAUUGAUGACGAAAUUCAAGAGCUUGAAGGCAUUGAGUUGUUGAACAAGCCUUCACCUGUUAUAGAAGUUGAGAAAGAGCAAGAGAAGCCUUCAAAAGAGGAGGCUUUGGCACCGUUUUUGAAGUUUUUCAAAGGGAGUAAGGAUUAUGUGAAGGAAGUUGAAGAAGAGAAUGAGGUAUUGGAAGUUUCUGAAGAGAAAGAAAAUGUGAGUGAUGAGAAAGAAAAAGAAGAUGAUGAAAAUGAAAAAGAAGAAAAAAAGGAACAAGAAGAUGAUGAUAAGAAGGUUAAUGUUGAGUACUAUGAGCCGAAACCCGGGGAUUUUGUGGUUGGUGUUGUUGUUUCUGGUAAUGAAAACAAGCUUGAUGUAAAUGUUGGGGCAGAUUUACUAGGCACAAUGUUAACCAAGGAAGUGCUUCCUUUGAAUGGUAAAGAAAUGGAGAAUUUGUUAUGUGAUAUGAAUAGGGAUGCAGAGGAUUUUACGGUUGGAGGGAAGAUGGGAAUUGUAAAGAAUGAUGAAGUAAUGAGUGGAGUAUCAGUGCCUGGAAGGCCUGUUGUAGAUACCGGAACCAUUUUGUUUGCUGAGGUUUUAGGUAGAACACUUAGUGGUAGGCCAUUGCUUUCUACUAGAAGACUCUUUCGCCGGAUUGCUUGGCGUCGAGUGAGGCAGAUACAACAGCUCAAUGAACCUAUUGAGGUUAGAAUUACAGAGUGGAAUACUGGCGGCUUGUUAACAACAAUUGAGGGUUUGCGAGCAUUCCUACCUAAAGCUGACCUUGUGACAAGAGUAAAUAGCUUUACCGACUUAAAAGAAAAUGUGGGACACCGAAUGUACGUAGAAAUUACUCGAAUAGAUGAAGCUAAAAACUCUUUGGUACUUAGUGAAAAACAAGCUUGGGAAAAGCUAUAUCUUCGCGAAGGGACAGUUAUAGACGGAACAGUACAAAAGAUAUUUCCGUAUGGUGCCCAGAUUAAGAUAGGAAAAAGUCACAGAAGUGGGUUGCUGCAUGUUUCAAAUAUCACACGAGCCAAAGUUACUUCUGUCAGCGACAUACUUUCUCUCGAUGAGGAGGUUAAGGUUCUUGUUGUGAGGUCAAUGUUCCCCGAUAAAAUUUCUCUAAGCAUUGCAGACCUUGAAAGUGAACCUGGGCUUUUUCUUUCAAAUAGAGAGAGAGUAUUUCUGGAGGCUGGUAUGAUGGCAGAGAAAUAUAAGCAAAAGCUACCUCCUCCUUCUGUCACUACAAGAGGAGGACCUUUACCAACUAGUGAUUUGCCCUUUGAAAAUGAAGCACUUUAUGCAAACUGGAAGUGGUUUAAGUUUGAAAAAUGAUGAUGAGACAAGCUUUCACAGAAGCAUGAAAGAAAUUAUUCACUGAGAGAAGCUCAAUGGAGAGAAUCUGAUACUGCAUGGAACACUUGUUCCACGACAGACUUGCAUUUUUGGAAGAAAACGUAAAGAACCUCCUCGACUGGAAAAAGCUUUUGACACUGUCAUUGUUCGUAUACGUUGUUUGGGCACGAAACAAGAGUGUGUCGUGAAGUAUAUGGUGAGAAUAAUCAAGGCCUAAUUCACUUUUUUUACCUUUAAUUUUCUCACUCGUCGACAAAAAAAGGUUUACUUUGAUUUUUUGUCUUCAUUUUUUUUAGUUUCUUCCUCUUCUUUUUCUGGUGUCAUUUUAUAGAUAGAUUCAUAUAGUUGGAUGUAAAUUCUGAAGGCAAACUAUAGUAGUUUAAUUUUGAUUUUCUUUUUGUC